This is a messenger RNA of Phacochoerus africanus (Common warthog), 1678 nucleotides long. It is a transcript of the gene RBM42, whose product is annotated as RNA binding motif protein 42. Bases 118 to 1551 code for a protein of 477 amino acids. The record is from RefSeq and is a predicted model, not a curated record. Gene Ontology annotation, molecular function: mRNA binding. Lineage: Eukaryota; Metazoa; Chordata; Mammalia; Artiodactyla; Suidae. The transcript has 10 exons.
UUCCGAUGAUACGUCAUCCACGGGCGCCCAUCCUGACGAAGCCAGAGAGUACACAGCGGAACCGGCAGAGGCAAUUGAGCUGAGGCGGUAGUAGCGGCGACCCCGACGGCAGCAGCGAUGGCCGGGGCGGGGCCAACUCCGGGACUCCCGGGUACAGGAGGACCUGUGGUCCCGGGCCCCGGCACCGGCAUCCCGGGCAAGAGCGGCGAGGAACGCUUGAAGGAGAUGGAGGCGGAGAUGGCCCUGUUUGAACAAGAAGUUUUGGGGGCUCCAGUAACCGGAAUCCCAGCUGCUGUGCCUGCGGUGCCCACGGUCCCCACAGUAGAAGCAAUGCAAGUCCCAACAGCUCCUGUGAUUCGCCCUAUCAUUGCGACCAACACGUACCAGCAGGUCCAACAGACUCUGGAGGCCCGAGCAGCUGCAGCAGCCACAGUGGUUCCUCCCAUGGUGGGUGGCCCACCUUUUGUGGGCCCAGUUGGCUUUGGCCCCGGUGACCGGAGUCACCUGGACAGUCCAGAGGCUCGAGAAGCCAUGUUCCUGAGGCGAGCAGCUGUGGCCCCCCAGAGGGCCCCUAUUCUGCAUCCAGCGUUCAUCCCUCACGUGCUGCAGAGAGCAGAUUCUGCUCUUUCUUCUGCAGCAGGUGGACCCCGCCCUAUGGCCCUGCGGCCCCCACACCAGGCCCUUGUGGGCCCCCCUCUGCCUGGGCCCCCUGGACCACCUAUGAUGCUGCCACCGAUGGCUCGGGCCCCAGGGCCCCCCCUGAGCUCCAUGGCUGCUUUGAGGCCUCCUCUGGAAGAGCCAGCAACACCCCGAGAGCUGGGCCUAGGCCUGGGGCUGGGCCUGAAAGAGAAAGAGGAGGCUGUGGUGGCAGCGGCUGCUGGGCUGGAGGAGGCUAGUGCAGCAGUGGCCGUGGGAGCAGGAGGUGCCCCAGCUGGCCCUGCAGUCAUUGGGCCCAGCCUUCCACUGGCCCUGGCCAUGCCUUUGCCUGAGCCCGAGCCCCUGCCCCUCCCGCUGGAAGUUGUGCGAGGCCUACUGCCCCCGCUGCGCAUUCCUGAGCUCCUGUCCCUGCGUCCGAGACCCCGGCCCCCGAGGCCUGAGCCACCACCUGGCCUCAUGGCUCUUGAGGUCCCAGAGCCUCUGGGUGAGGACAAAAAGAAAGGAAAGCCAGAGAAAUUGAAGCGCUGCAUUCGCACGGCAGCUGGGAGCAGCUGGGAAGACCCCAGCCUUCUGGAGUGGGAUGCAGAUGACUUCCGGAUCUUCUGUGGGGAUCUGGGCAAUGAGGUGAACGAUGACAUCUUGGCACGAGCCUUCAGCCGCUUCCCGUCCUUCCUUAAGGCUAAGGUGAUCCGCGACAAACGCACGGGCAAGACCAAGGGCUAUGGCUUCGUCAGCUUUAAGGACCCCAGUGACUAUGUGCGCGCCAUGCGUGAGAUGAAUGGGAAGUAUGUGGGCUCACGCCCCAUUAAGCUGCGCAAGAGCAUGUGGAAGGAUCGGAACCUGGACGUGGUACGCAAGAAGCAGAAGGAGAAGAAGAAAUUGGGCCUGAGAUAGGGUCUGUGGUCGGCACCCCUCCCACCCAGCCAGGCACUGGCUCCUUCCCAGUUCUUCGGAAAACCCUUGGCUACCCACCCAUCCAUCCUCCCCAAAACCAGUUUCAAUAAAUUUACGUUCAUUUCCA